Messenger RNA from Cheilinus undulatus (humphead wrasse), 5773 nucleotides. RefSeq names its product formin-2. The coding region runs from base 201 to 4889 and encodes 1562 amino acids. The transcript has 19 exons. Gene Ontology annotation, biological process: intracellular transport. The record is from RefSeq and is a predicted model, not a curated record. Gene Ontology annotation, cellular component: endoplasmic reticulum membrane; cytoplasm; nucleus. NCBI's taxonomy places the organism in Eukaryota, Metazoa, Chordata, Actinopteri, Labriformes, Labridae.
AGAUCGCCCAUCAUAAUGUCAUGCUUGCUCUCAUGUGUGGAGAAAGCCAAUGAAAACAGAUGUGGUCUUUGACUGCUGCACAGUUCCUUAUGCAUGAUGAAGCCUAAUGAAGUUAGCGAGGGGAGUCUCAGACAGCGCUAAUGGGAGAUGGCCAAGAAAACCAGACAUGUGAUGAGAAAAAUACCAACUUCAUGUGACCCAUGGCUAAGGAGUGGCUCAUAGGAGAAGACAAACACUCAUUUGUGUUGUUUUCUUCAGUCAGUGAUGAGGCAUUGAGGAGGAUCCACCACUCAGCCCGCUUCAACUUGGAUGAAGCAACAGUGUUCAGCAUGCAGACUAUAAAGACAGUGGAGACCCAGGUGCCCUUUCUUAAAGAGAGUUUCUUCACCACCACUUUCAAAGGCAGAAGGAAGAGCAGUGUUACCAACAUCCUUCGUAAACAACAGCAGCACUCAUUCCUGCAUCAACAACAACAGCAGAGCAUUUUUGAGCAGCAGCAGCAGUAUCCCAAGCAAUUUCCUUCCCCUGCGGUUGAAAAUGGACAAGGACAGAGCACUCCGGAUCAUCAGCGCCUCACUCGCUCCAACAGCAGCCCGUUAUGCAAGACACCAGAGCGCACGGGAGCAGACGGGGAUAGAAAGGAGGGGCAAAAAGAGAGGAAGGAUCAGAGAGCCAUUGAGCAUGAGCAAGAGAGGAGGGAGGGAGAGUGGGGAGUGAGUGGUAGUGAGCCCGCGGCUGUCAGUGCCAGUCUCCUCCUACUUUCAUCAUCAGCUGCAUCGGCAACACAAGGGGAGGCAACAUCAUCCUCACAGCUGCCUCUAACUGUGGUGGGCAGACAGCAGGGAUUAGACAGCUCUAAAAGGGCUCUGACCGACAGAGGAGUAGCAUCAGUUGCAGCCCCGGAAGAAGCCCAGCAUGUCCAGCAGCCUCGACCCCAACAGCAUGGCCUAUUAGCCAAGGGUGUGCGCCUGUUUAGGAACAUGGGAAACCAGGAGGCAAAGCAGAAGAAAGGAGCGGGUAACGGCGGAGCAGCAGGGGAUGUGGCCUGUGACGGUGAUGCUGAUGAGAGGGAAGUGGACAAGAAAUCCAAAAAGUCCCACAGUAAGACGAGCAAAGGAGGAGAGAGUAGCAGCAAGAAGAAGUCAAAGUCAGAGUCAAAGAGUUCUGUGUUUUCAGGGAUGAAGAUCAGGAAGAGUUUAUCAAAGGCCAAAGGGUUGUCCAAGGAUGACAUGCUGGAGGAUGGCAGGUCGGGACACUCGGGGAAAUCAGGGCUCAAGCCUGGCACUGAGGCAAGUCUGUCAGCUGACGAGAUGGGCAUGUUGUCAGAUGUAGAGGGGGAUCUAAGCCGCUUGACCUCAGACAGUCAUCAAUCGAUGGUGGGAGAAAUUGGCCGGAAGACAAGCUCUGGCUCGGAUGCUGACCUCUACAGUUUUCAUUCAGCUGCUGCUGAGAAUGAAGACCUGCUUUCUGACAUCCAGCAGGCCAUUAGAGACCAAUGUGUGGCCAGUGACAGGGUGCUGGAAAUGGUGGCUGAAGGGACCACUUAUGAAGGGGGCAGACCAACUGAGAAGGUACUUAAAGAUGGUUUCCCUCACACUGUUGCCAGUGAAUGUGCGCCUCAUGAAAAGAAUAAGAAAUUAGAGAACGAGAGUUGCGACAUACCCAUAUCAAGGAAUUCAUCCGGUCCAGGUUCUCUGAGUGAGAGCGGCCCACCAUCAUCAGCCCCAGACACAGAAAGAAGCAGUGGCAGCGUUUUCCCCAAAACAAACAGCACAUAUAGCUUUCCUGAAACUACAACUACCACCAACACCUCGUAUGAGAGCGCAGAUGAGCCCCAGGAUGACCUGGAGAGCCCAGUUGUAAACCAGCAGCACAGUCGAGGAAAUCUGUGUGUGCCAUGUGUCCGCUUAGAUCCUGUGGUUGCAGGAGCUGGACCAAUCGGGUGUCACAAGAGUGCGAGCAGUAUGGACCUGUCAGUAGAGAUGGAAGGGGAGGAGGAGGACCUUCAAAGGCAUGACUUCCUGUCCCUGAAAAGAAGGAAGAGUAGCUUGUCUUUUAGCCAGCUGACACCAGACAUCCUCCCUGGUUCCCAGUCCAGACGGACGUCCUCAACUUCCCCAUCCACUGUCAAACUCUACCCUCCAGUCCAUCCGUCCUAUGUUAAAACUACCACCAGGCAGCUCACCUCUCCCAUCGGUUCCCCCCUUACCAGCCCCAAUAUUCCCAGGAAAACAGAAACCACCACUGGUUCAGUGGAAGCCAGCAGGGCCCAGCAGUUUAGGAAGCACAAGCAGAGAUCAUGCUCAAUUGCCGGGCCCAUUGGUGUGUCCACAGACUGGCUUACAGAGCUGGAGGAUCUGAGAACAAGGCAGGCUGGUGGAGGUAGAUUCUCAGAGCCAGAGACACCAGAGAAGAAUCACACAGGGGGGAAUUACUGGACUCUGGGUUCUAGGAGAGCACAUCAUGGACGGAAGAGCUCCACUUCCAUGGUACCCUACCUGGAUGUCUUCUCUGGUCGCAGUCUGUUGGACCGUCUGUGCAUGCAUCAUUGGGAGAGCUCUGCAGAGGAGGAUGCGAAGGACUUGUGUCAACGAAUGUUGGCCCAAGGUCUGCUGCACCCCUUCAGCAACGGCUCUGCAGAGCUCCAUGGUGACAGCACUGUCUCAGCAGUCUUUAAUGAGGAGCAGCUGUACACGUGGGCCUCUGUGGGCCUGCCUGUGUCUUCUCACCUGUGGGAGCUGUACGGGGGGCGGACCUCAGGCAGAGAGCAAAGCUUCAGAUCCACUUUAAAUCAGUCAUCGGCCAGGACACCAGGAGCCCUCCACUCUCAGACAGAAUCGAGCAGGUUGAAAUCAAGCCAGUCAUCCUCUGAGGAUGAAAGCUGUGUCAUCCCCCAACUGGAGAGGACCAUCGAUGACCUGCGGAUUAAGAUCUCCGUGCUGCAGGGCCAGCAGGCCUCUUUGGCAAAGGCCAGCCUGGAUAAUACAGGGGUCUCAGGCGCUGCCAGUGUCAAAUCCUCACAGAUGAGAGGAGGCCUGUUGGUGAAGACAAGCCAGGAGGUAUCUGUGCAGACGUCACCGAUGGAAGAGGGGUUUAAAUUUGACGUGCCUUCAGGUGGAGGAUCAGGUGGCGUGUCGUCCUCUGUUUCAUCCUCUGUCCUUAAAUCUGCAGAGAACUUUGUCUGCACGUGCCAGCAGAAGACUCAAAGCAUCCAGCCCCCUUCUCCUCCUCCUCCUCCUCCUCCAAUCUCUGGUGGUGCCCCCCUGCCUGCUCCACCACCUCCACCGCCUCCCCCUCUACCUGGGCUUGGACCUUGCCCACCUCCUCCACCCCCACCUCCUCCUCCUCCUCCACCAGGUUUUGGACCUCCCCCGCCUCCUCCUCCUCCAGCACCUGGUUCUAGCCCCCCUCCCCCACCACCUCCUCCACCUCCACCAGGCAUGGGCCCUCCACCGCCGCCCCCACCGCCAGGAAUGGGCCCCCCUCCUCCUCCACCACCCCCAGGCUUCGGGCCUCCUCCUCCACCCGGCCCCCCCAUGCCCUCCACGAUGGUGCAGGAAGCCGCCCCUGCCAAGGCCGUGAUCGAGCCCCCCAAGCCAAUGAAGCCGCUGUACUGGACGCGCAUACAGCUGUACGCUAAAAAACCCGCUGGCUCUCUUGUGUGGGAGAAAAUUGAGGAACCAAGUGUGGACUUCAAUGAAUUUGUGGAACUGUUCUCCAAAAGUGCCAUUAAAGAGAAGAAAAAGCCCAUUUCUGACACAAUCAGCAAGUCAAAAGCCAAGCAGGUGGUGAAACUCUUGAGUAACAAGCGUUCUCAGGCUGUGGGGAUUCUCAUGUCCAGCAUUCACCUUGAUAUGAAGGACAUUCAGAAUGCUGUGCUGAAUAUGGACAACACCAUCGUUGACCUGGAGACUCUGCACGCACUCUAUGAAAAUAGAGCUCAAGCUGAUGAGAUGGACAGCAUUAAAAAGCAUAUUAAAUCGACGAAAGACAAGGAGGACGCCAAACCGCUGGACAAGCCUGAGCAGUUUUUAUUCCAGUUAUCCCAAAUCCCAAACUUCUCUGAGCGAGUGUUCUGCAUCCUGUUCCAGUCGACUUUCCAUGAAUGUAUCACCUCCAUCCUCCGCAAAAUAGAAACCCUUCAGAGAGUGUGCAAGGCUCUCCAGACUAGUGGGUGUGUACUGCGGGUGCUUGGCCUGGUGCUGGCGUUUGGCAACUUCAUGAACGGAGGUAAUCGGUCUCGAGGGCAGGCUGACGGCUUCACCUUGGACAUUUUGCCAAAACUAAAGGACGUGAAGAGCAGUGAUAACUCCCAGAGUCUUUUGUCCUACAUCGUUGCUUACUAUCUAAGGCACUUUGAUGAGGAUGCUGGCAAAGAGACAUGUAUGUACCCUUUACCUGAGCCCCAGGACCUUUUUCAGGCCUCUCAGAUGAAGUUUGAUGACUUUCAAAGAGAUCUGCGUAAGCUGAAAAGAGACCUAAAUGCAUGCUCAAGUGAGACGGAGAAAGUCUGCCAGUCGUCCUCUGCAGAAGACCUGCAGCCCUUUAAGGACAAGAUGGGUGAAUUUCUUAGCCAAGCCAAAACUGAACUGGAAACACAAGAGAAGCAGCUGGCGGAUACUCAGAAAGUCUUCUUGGAGUUGAGCGUGUCAUUCUCCGUUAAACCAAAGGCAGGAGAGAAGGAGGUCUCUCCCAACACUUUCUUCUCUGUUUGGCAUGAGUUUUCCUCUGAUUUCAAAGAGCAGUGGAAGAAGCAGAAUAAGCUGAUGUUACAGGAACGGGUCAAAAUGGCUGAAGAGAGCUUUAAACAGGCCAGAGAGAAAGCCUCCUACAAUGUGAAACCUAAACAUGCAACUGGAAUAAAAGCAAAGCUGGGUCAGAAGAUCUGAAGCAAGACGAUGGAAAAUGAUCAUCAGGCAGCCUAUUGCACAAGCACUGUUUGUACAAUCUGAUUUAGAAUCAUGGAUCCUUUUUAUACAUUUGCCUCCAGUAUUAAAUUGAUGAAGAUGUGUUGUGAGACUUUUCAAAGCUGUUAGAAGUUCAAUGAAAGAUCAUACUCCCAGCCAUCUUUUGAGAGAAUUUCCCUGAUAGAGUAUCAUGAGUAAAUGCAGUGGAGUUAAUUGCCAGAAAAUGGUAGAAAUCUACCACUGCAGCCGGAAAUUUGUAGCAAAAUUAUAUCAAAGCUUUGCCACUUUUUUUGUAAGCCAUAUGUAGCCUAUUUUCUUUAUUGUGCAAUUCCCCAGCCCAGUUUACUAGAAAGGCAUGAACAUGUCAUCUUUACAUCUUCCUCAAAGGUAAAAAAGCACAAUAUUUUUAUUCUAUUUCUACACAGUAAGUAUGGAUCAUCAGUGCCUUACUGCACAGUGCAGAGGUCAAAUGAGUGCUGCCGAACUGAGCUUAUUUCUGAGACAUAUCAUGUUAUUAAAUGUUGCGUGUGAAGAUGAAAAAUUUUACCAACUGAAAUUAUGAUAAUUGUACAUUUCUUUAUCAUGAUAAUUAUACACAGUCUCUUAUUGUGGUUUAAUAUCCAUACAGGCCAUGCAAACCUAAGUGGUGUGAUUUGAAACAGACCUUCUCAUGUUUUAGUCAACAGUUUUGUCUUCUUGCUUUGUUUUAAGGAAACUCCUAUGCACUUUGUGUUACCUUUCCUUCUGUGUGAGUGUGAGUUCCUAAAUAAUGGAGCAAUAAGAUCAUGUGAUGUGAUGUACAUGUGCAAUACCAGUUGAAUUAAUAGCCUUGACCAUUAAAAAAAUUAUAUUUAUUAAAUAAAAGA